CGGACGCCGGAGCGGUUGGGACUUCGCCUUGCUUCUUCUCAUUAGCCUCAAGUGCGCGGACGGCCGAGAUCUCAUCAGAGGAGCAGAACUUCAUCUAACCACACCAUUCAUGUGAGAAUGUGGAAAUCACUCACAGGGUGGUGGACACAAUACUGGAAACUGGGAGAAGAUAAUUACUACGGAGUUAAACUGCACCACGGCGCUGCAGGAGAGCGUGAAGAUCCACAGUGGGCAUCAUUACUGCAGCCGUGUGGGUGCAGCUCAAGCAAUACUUACUCUCUGUUACAGGACUCGAGAAAACGUACAGCGGGGGAAUCGGCUCCGGAUUCGUCCUCGGCCGGCGGCACGCUACCUCACUUCCUGCAGGAGCCCGAGGACGCCUACAUCGUCAAGAGCCAGCCAAUCAGGCUGCGCUGCCGGGCCGCGCCCGCCCUCCAGAUCUUCUUCAAGUGCAACGGGGAAUGGGUCCAUCAGAACCAGCACGCGGUGCAGGAGUACAGCCAGCAGAACAGCGGGCUGAAGGUUCGAGAGGUGAUGAUAAACGUCUCCCGGCAGCAGGUGGAGGAUUUCCACGGUCCCGAGGAUUACUGGUGUCUGUGUGUGGCCUGGAGUCACCUGGGUACGUCCAAGAGCCGCAAAGCCACCGUCCGCAUCGCCUAUCUGAGGAAGAAUUUUGAGCAGGACCCCCAGGGAAAGGAGGUGCCCAUCAGAGGCAUGAUAGUGCUGCACUGCCGCCCUCCAGAGGGCAUACCCGCCGCCGAGGUGAACUGGCUGAAGAACGACGAGACGGUGAGCUCCCUAGACGACGACAACAUCGACACCCGCGCCGACCACAACCUGAUCAUAAACCAGGCGCGGCUGUCCGACUCGGGGAACUACACCUGCGUGGCUAGCAACAUCGUCGCUAAGAGACGCAGCGCCACGGCGACCGUGGUCGUCUUCGUGAACGGCGGCUGGUCCCUGUGGACGGAGUGGUCCCAGUGCAGCGUGGACUGCGGUAGAGGCGUGCACAAGAGGUCCCGGACCUGCACCAACCCCGCCCCUCUGAACGGGGGGGCGUUCUGCGAGGGCAUGUCGGUCCAGAAGAGCACCUGUAACGCACCCUGUCCUGUGGACGGAGGGUGGGACGAGUGGAGCGCCUGGACGGCGUGCAGCGCUCAGUGCGAGAGGCAACGAUGGAGGGAGUGUAGCGCCCCGCCCCCUCGGAACCGGGGCCGCGCCUGCGAGGGUAAAGCUCGGGACGUGAAGAACUGCACCGGCGACACGUGCCUCCAGGAUGGGAAGAUGCUGCAUGAUGUGAACCCUCAGAGUAUGGACGGCUCCGGGGACGUGGCGCUGUAUUCGGGCCUGGCGGCGGGUGCCAUCGCCGUUACCAUCCUGGCGGUGUCGGUGACUCUGUACCGGCGGAACCACAGCGAGUACGGCGUGGACGUCAUCGACUCGUCCGCCAUCGCCGGCGGCUUCCAGUCCUUCAACUUCAAAUCCACCAGACAAGGCAACCCGCCGCUCUUGAACUCCUCCGCCCGACCCGAGCAGACCUACAGCUUCCGCGACUCGGUGGGCAAAGAGCUGUUCGACCCGCUGCCCGACGCCACGGCCAAGGUCCAGGGCUCCUUCGCGGCCGAGUACCACGCCAAGGCUUACCCGCAGGGCCUGUCGUCACCCGUGCCCUCCAACAACGGGCCCUACAGCGCCCGUCUGAAGAGCACCGGCGUGUUCGGGCACCAGGGAGGACGUCUGGUCAUGCCCAACGCAGGAGUCAGUCUGCUGGUGUCUCAUGGGGCCAUAGCUGAGGACACGUCCUGGGAAAUGUACAUGCUCAUCAAUCAGGAGGAGUCCAGCGCUCCGUCGCUAGAGAGGGGCGAGAUCCUGCUGGGGCCGGAGGUCACGUACGGCCCCCCGGGCCUGAGCCUGAACUCUCCUGUCGCCAUGACGAUAGCCCACUGCGCCGAGGUGGUCGGCGAGAGCUGGAGCGUCCGCCUGAAGAGGAAGACGAAGGAGGACGAGUGGGAGGAAGUAAUGUCGGCGGAGGACGAGUCGACUUCCUGUUACUGCCUCCUGGACUCUGGGCGGUGCCACCUGCUGCUCAGCGAGCCGGGCUCGUACGCCCUGGUGGGAGAGGCGCUCAGCGACGGCGCCGCCAAGAGGCUGAAGGUGGCGGUGUUCGGCAGCUCCCACUCGUCCAUGAACUACAGCCUGAGGGUUUACUGCAUGGACGACACGCCUUACGCCUUUCAGGGAGUUGUGGCGGCGGAGAGCAGCAGACAAGGUUUGCUCCUGGAGGAACCCAAGACUCUGCUGUUUAAAGACAACACCUACAGUCUCCAGAUCUCCAUCCAGGACCUGCCCCAGUUCCCAUGGAGCAUCAAACCCUUUAGUACCUGUCAGGAGUUCAGCUUCUCUCAGGUGUGGAGCAGUAACCAGCGGCCCCUGCACUGUGCCUUCUCUCUCGAGCGCUUCAGCGUCGCCACCACACAGCUCUCCUGCAAGAUCAGCGUGCGCCAGGUCAAGGGUCACGAGCAGAUCCUGCAGGUCUACACCUCCGUCCAAGAGAGGGAGAAGGAGACGCUGCCGUUUUUUAUGCAGGCCGACUGCACGGUCACCUCCCAGACGGGCGCCAAAGCCUUUAAAAUCCCGCCGUCCAUCCGACAGCGCAUCUGCGCCACCUUCGACACUGCCAACACCAAGGGCAAGGACUGGCAGCUCCUCGCCCAGAAGCUCCACAUACAGAGAAACCUGUCGUAUUUCGGCGAGCAGCGCAGCCCGUCGGGCGUGAUCCUCAGCCUGUGGGAGGCGCGGCACCAGGCCUCCGGGGACCUGGACUCGCUGGCCAGCGCCCUGGAGGAGAUCAGCAAGAUCCACACCAAGAGCGCGCCGCCGAGCCCGGACCACCCCGAGCCCGAGUACAAUCAGUGACCGAGGGACACGGACCCCGAACUCGGGGCGAGGCGGACGAUCGGGUCCCGGUCCGGGAUGGGUGCAGCAACAGUGAAAUGACAGAGGAACACCUGAGGGAGUGAAGAGGAGAACCCAGGCUGUACCGCGUAUAUCUCUGUCACGACGAGGGUCGGCCGGCGUUCUCAUCACGUUACCGUUUCCUUUCCUUCAGCAGGGCCGCGCGGGUGUGGGGGGGCUCGGACCUUUAGCGCCCCCGUGAGCUCCUGCGUAACCGCUACGCGCUCUGGUUGCCACCCGGUUCCCCGGCGAGCGAGGGUCUUUUUUUUCCCGCACACUGUGUCGACGCUCUCUCGGUUAUCUAGCCCAGGCGGGCGAGGAUGAAUAAAAUAUUAGCGGUUUAUUUUAGUUAUUUUCUCCGGGAUUCGGCUCGGCGAGGGCUUAGCGCGCGGCGCAGGAUGGAGGAAGAGCCGGCUUAGCCGCGGCGCACACGUGUUUCAGUCAGAUAAGAACGGCGGGCGGGGGGACGUCGGUCCGUCACGUCUGUCGCGGUCAGAUGUUCAACAAAUUUGUCUCAGUCGGAGAGACGCGGCGCUUCCUCUGACCGCUGCACAGCCGUUAGAGGAAACUGAGAGACUGGUAUUAACCAAACAUCGUUCUGUACCUAUAAAUCAACAGCCUGGUGAAGGCUUGUACUGAUUGUUAGCGACGUUAGCGUUGCUGCAGUGCAGACGUUCACCCGCCAAACACUUUCGUUACGUUGUGUAGAUUAUUGUUUCUGUUGUUUUUUGGGAGCGGUGAUACAGGAUCACUGAUCCACCCGUAAUCCUCUCGCUGGAGAUCUUCUGGAGAUCUUCCUGCACCGUCUUCUCCACGCUAGGAUUCUCGUGCCUUGUAUAAACACUGUAGACCGCGAGCGUCGGACCGAACCGUUCGGGUCGAGGGGUGAGAGAACGUCCGGGGUUGAGUGUGGCGGGGCUUCGUCAUGUACUGUAUUAAACCUCUGGACAUUUUGGACAUUUUCUGUACAGUAGAUCUGCUGAUGUAUCUGCAGCCUUUUGGAGAAUAAAUGUACAGCUGAACGUU
Molecule: messenger RNA, 3981 nt
Organism: Trichomycterus rosablanca
Lineage: Eukaryota; Metazoa; Chordata; Actinopteri; Siluriformes; Trichomycteridae
Gene: unc5db
Product: unc-5 netrin receptor Db
Exons: 19
Coding region: 118-2916 (932 amino acids)
Biological process (GO): axon guidance; netrin-activated signaling pathway
Cellular component (GO): membrane
Molecular function (GO): protein binding; netrin receptor activity
Source: RefSeq, a predicted model, not a curated record